UGUUUUAUGCUGUCAAAAUUAAAAUUUCCAAGAGGGCAAAGAAUAAGAGAAAAAUAUUAAUUUCUUUAAUAUUUUGGGUUAAAUUUUCAAGCAAUAAAACCACACUGAUUAAAAUAAUUCCUAAUAAUGGAUAAUUUAGGAAGUGAAGUUGGUCAGAAAAUGCGGAGCGCUGUUAAGGCAAAACUCCUGGAACUUGGAACGGGAGGUUCUGCCGGGUAUAUAGACGAUGAAUUACCAGAUUACGUUAUGAUAAUGGUGGCAAAUAAGCGCUCCAAACAACAAAUGAUUGCCGAUCUAAAUUUGUUUCUUGGUUCACAAACUGAUUUAUUUGUUACGUGGUUACAUGAAGUAUUACAAAAACUCCAGGAAGUUACUUUGCCUGCAGUAGCUUUGCAAAAGAAAAGAAAAACUAUUCAGAAAGAUGAAGCUACUCAGAGCAAGAAAGAUAAAAAAGACAAGAAAAAAGACAAAAAAGCGCAGAAAAAGCCUUCAGAGCAAGAUGCGAAUGAAAUUACAUCAAUUACUGAUGUCUUCGCCGGGGAACUACUGGAGAAAGCCAAAAAGUCUUUUGAGGUCGAUGCAAAUGCCGUGAGUAAAGACAAAAAACAAGAAAACGAAUCCCACGGACCAAAAGAUUCAACCGACGACUUUAAUAUACCGACAAUUUCGGAGAUGUCCUCCACUCGACAAAGUGUCGUCACAAAUGAGACACGAGAAAAAGAUCUCGCAGAAUUGGCCGACAUUCAAAAGAAGAUUUUCGCUGCAAAAAAACAGUUGAAGAUUCUUGAUGAUGUGGAUGAAAGUGAAGACGAAGAUUUCCUCAAUAUAAAAGAAGAUGGUGAGGAAUUCGAAGAGAGCAGUGAAAUGGCUCGCGAAAAGAAAAAACAAUCUAAGGCUAAGAGUCCAAUAGUUUUUGAUCGAAAUCAACAGGAAGAAAUAAAUUCUCCAGUUCCAGUUAGUGCCAACGAAAUUCUCGUAGCUGCUUCAUCAGUUGAUAGUAAUACAACAGAGAAAAUUUCUAAUUUGGGUAAUUCGUCAAGCAGCCGAAUGCCAGCGGAUUAUAGUCAUCAAAAUCGCGAAGUAGAAAGGAGCCAGGAACACACCGUUAGGGAUGCAAAUAUAAGGAAGAAAUCAAUUCAUGAGCGUUUGGGACAUGUAACUAGAGACUACAAAAACGAGCAUUCUCAACAUCAACAUCGACGAGCAGAAAAAGAAUUGUAUGUGCCAGCGUUCCGAAGGCGCGAAAUGGAAAAAGAGAGAAAAUCAAAUGGAGAAGCUGCUACUCGUUCCAGUCGCAAGAGAUCUCCCUCAACGGAUAAAAAUAAAAGAGAUAGUUCGAACGAAAGACUGCCACAACAACGUAUUGGUUCUCGAGUAGUGGUUGCUCCACCUAAACCAGACUUGGCCGAUGAAGACGUUGAUAAUCAGCGAACAGAUCGUCCUGUUAACUCAGUUAUCAAAAUCAAACCACGACCUUCGAUUUCACCAAGCAAGCAGGCUUGCAAGAAUUUACUUUUACGUGCUGUGGCCGAGGCACAGCGUUCGACAAUUCUCGUCAAACCAAAGAAAGAUAUUUCGGUUCGAAAGAGUUCGACAAGCGGAGUCGGUAGCACUUCUACAAAGAGAAAUACAAAAUUCUUUACAAAAUCUUAUCGAGAUCGAAUUAGUCGAGAUGCUUUGAUUCGAAGAACUGCUAAGAAUUUUGUUAUUGAAGUAAAAGCUGAUAAUGACAGACAUCAUGAAAAUGAGGAAAUGGAACAGGAUGAAGAUGAAGAAUAUGUACCAGAGCAUAUUUCAGAUAGAGGCGAAUCGGACUUGGAGCUUAUUUAUAUACCCCAAGCAAUCAAUUUUACAAACAACGAAGAAGAAGAAGAUGUAAGCCAUGAAAGAAAUGAUGAUACCAUCAACCAAAAUAAAACUCAGUUUGUGGUCACUCUCAAUGAUAAAGCUGCAGUUAAUUAUAAAUCCAAGUCAAAGAGUUCACGAGUAAAUGGAGCAGAACAUUCAAGUCGCUCAGAAGUACACAAAAGCUCACGAGAAAAAAUCGAUAUACGCAGUCGUUUAACACUAAAAAAUGAACAAGCUCGCAACGAGCGUGAGUCAAAUUCCUCACCUUCAUGUAGUACUCCUCCGCGACCAUCAUCAUCAUUGUCGGGAAGUAAAAAAUCUGAACUCAUCAAAAUAUACAAAAGGCCAAAAGAAGUAAAGAAAAUUGUCAUUAAAAAUGACUCCGAAGAUGAUGAUUUCCAUAGCCCCAAAAAGGAUACAACAAACAAGGGAGCACAUGUCGGGAAGGAGGAUAAACAUUCAACAACUGAUCAUGAGAAGCCAAAUGAGAAUGCAAAUGCAAAUUCAAAUGCAUCAGCAGAUACUGAAGAAGAAGGUUCCAUGACACCACCUCUGCCUGUUCGGAAACACGAAGAAAAAGUAAUCGAAAACAACACGCCAACCAAACGAAAGAGACAGCUAAUCAAAUUUGAUUUGGUCAAUAAACAAGUUAAGGUUGAAGAACCUGUGGUUCCAGCCAAGCGUCGAUCGAAGAGUGGAGAUCGGGAAAAUGAGCAUCAGAAUUUGAUUGAGCCGAAUGCCGAUGAUGGACAUAAAAUUUCAAUAAGAAAUUUGGAGUCAAGGAAAUAUGACAACUUACCGUCAUCAUUGAACUCAGUACCAAUCGAUUCAACAUUAGUAAUCAAAUCCAAACCCAAGGAACGCUGUAAAUAUUUUCCUACUUGCACCAAAGAAACUUGUGAAUUUUAUCAUCCAGCGACACCAUGUAAGAGUUUUCCGAAUUGCAAAUUUGCUGAAAAAUGUCUUUAUGUUCAUCCAAAAUGCAAAUUUGAUCUAACUUGCACCAAAGUCGGAUGCAAUUUCCAACAUAGUGCUCCGAUGAGUGGGCAAUUGUCCGCGCCACCUUUAUCCUCACAUGUAGUUCCAGUGCAGAACUAUAAGUCUAUUUCAUCAUCGACGGUAUCAACAUCAAUGUGUAAAUUUUAUCCAAAUUGUUCAAAGCCCGGAUGUCCGUUCUUCCACCCAAAGAUGUGUAAAUUUGGCAGACACUGCAUCAAUAAAAUGGAGUGCAAUUUUUACCACCAUGAUUCGGCUAGUAGUAAAUUUAAAUGGGUCGCGUCUGUUGUAUAAGAAAACUUUUCAUUAAUAUUUAAUUAAUUUAAAAAUCUCUUUUACUAUUUGAAAAAUUUCAUCAAGUUUUUGUAUUUUUAAUUUCCUAUUACUUCUCUUGGUAUUAAUUUUGAUGAAACUAAGUAGUAAACAUAAAAUUAGAAAUCAUAUUUCUAAAUUUAAUUGAUUUAUUUAUUUUACAAUUAAUUUUGUAUACUCUCUAUAAUUAUAACAUAACCUAUUCACAAAUAUUAUUGUAAUAAAAGCAGGAAUUAAGAGAAAGUUGCUUUCUAGGAUUUUCUUUGUCGAUAUGCAAACAUAUUUAUAAACACAUACACGGAAUAUAUAAAAUUAAAACAUAGUUUUUAGAUAAAUGCGUAAUAAUGGUGAACAAAUAACUACCAUUUUAAUAUUAUAUAAAGUAAAAUGAAAGCAAAAUGUUUUAAAAUUUAAAAUAAUAACAAACAAAAAAAUUAUUUGAAACAAAUGCAAACAAUGA
Eupeodes corollae is the source of this 3616-nucleotide messenger RNA. It is a transcript of the gene Nab2, whose product is annotated as zinc finger CCCH domain-containing protein 14. Bases 127 to 3138 code for a protein of 1003 amino acids. Gene Ontology annotation, cellular component: nucleus; cytoplasm. Gene Ontology annotation, biological process: regulation of mRNA stability. The record is from RefSeq and is a predicted model, not a curated record. Gene Ontology annotation, molecular function: metal ion binding; poly(A) binding. The transcript has 8 exons. NCBI's taxonomy places the organism in Eukaryota, Metazoa, Arthropoda, Insecta, Diptera, Syrphidae.